AUGGUGCCUCAGCCGCCACCCUCCCCCCGACCACGAGAGGAACAACCAGAAGUUCAGCAGAAGAUUGGGGUGGACAAACGAGAGUGUUGCCUGCUGGAGAUCAGACAGACAGAAGAGAAAUACUCGGAUACACUGCAAUCUAUAUUACAGCACUUUAUGAAGCCUCUUCAAAAGUUUCUCCAGGAGCAAGACAUUGAGAGUAUCUUCAUCAACAUAGAGGAGUUGGCCAACACUCAUCGUACAAUGUUGGCAGAGGUCCGGAGCUCCAUCCUAGAUUAUGGAGCCAAGAACCUGUACCAGGUGUUUCUGAGCUACAAGGAAAGGCUAUUACUGUACGGUCAUUACUGUAGUCAGGUGGAAACUGCAACAAAAACCCUGGAUAAGCUUUCGACUACAAGAGAGGACAUCAGAAUGAAACUGGAGGAGUGUUCAAACAGAGCAAAUAGUCGACGGUUUUCUCUCAGAGAUUUACUCAUGGUCCCUAUGCAGAGGGUCCUCAAAUAUCACCUGCUGUUACAGGAGCUGCUGAAGCACACCACUGACGCUGCAGAUAAGGAGAACCUCCGCACAGCUCUUGAUGCCAUGAGAGACUUGGCGCAGUGUGUGAACGAGGUGAAGCGAGACAAUGAGAUCAUCCGACAGAUAACAACUUUCCAGUUGUCGAUAGAAAACAUGACUCAGUCUCUAGCUCUCUAUGGUCGCCCUAAGAUCGACGGAGAGCUGAAGAUCUGCAGUCCUGAGAAAAAGUCUAAACAGGACAGGUAUGCAUUCCUCUUCGACAAGGCCAUGUUCAUCUGUAAGAAGAAGGGCGGAGAGACGUUUGAGCUAAAGGAGAUCGUUGAACUACAGCACUACCAGAUACGAGACGAAGCGGCAGGAGAAAAGGACAACAAGAAGUGGUCCUAUGUGUUCCUCCUGCUGGACUGCUACGGGAAGUGUGGAUACGACUUGUUCUUCAAAACCAGAGAACUGAAGAAGAAAUGGCUGGAGCAGUUUGAGAUGGCUCACAAAACCCUGGACAGGCUCCAGUACAUCCAGAACUCAGCUGCCAGGGUUCUCACACGCACCAAGCGCUGGCAGCACAUCACCCCCACUCUCUUCAACCUCCACUGGCUACCGGUCAAGUUCUGCAUCACCUACAAACUCCUCCUCAUCACCUACAAGUCCCUCCAUGCCCUCUCGCCUCAGUACCUCACAGAUCUCCUCCACCCUUACAUCCCAUCCCGCACCCUUCGAUCCUCAGACUCUCCAUUCCCCAUUCACGCCUCCGCACCUUCGGAGACCGUGCCUUCAGUGUAG
This is a messenger RNA of Notothenia coriiceps (black rockcod), 1299 nucleotides long. Its product is annotated as proto-oncogene vav-like. Bases 1 to 1299 code for a protein of 432 amino acids. The transcript is spliced from 15 exons. Gene Ontology annotation, molecular function: guanyl-nucleotide exchange factor activity. Lineage: Eukaryota; Metazoa; Chordata; Actinopteri; Perciformes; Nototheniidae. The record is from RefSeq and is a predicted model, not a curated record. Gene Ontology annotation, cellular component: cytoplasm. Gene Ontology annotation, biological process: regulation of GTPase activity; cell migration; intracellular signal transduction.